UUGUCAACGAUGGAAGUGGGGAUUAGAUUCUUCACGUUUUGCGGGUUCACUGUUGCACAAUUGGUCCAUCUAUUAUUCUUGACCGUCAUGGGACAAUUUGUGGAAAACUCCAAUGACGAAAUCUUUCAAACAGUAUACGAAGCCAAAUGGUACAAUGGUUCGCCAAAAACGCAAUUGUUGUAUGCAUUGGUGUUACGAAAAUGUUUAAAUCCGCCCAUGCUAACAGGUGGAGGAUUGGUUCCUUUGAAUUUGUACAGCUUUGUACAAUUCAACACUUUUAAAAAAUAUCUAAGAAUUGCCUUUAGAAAACAAUUCACUGAUUCAUUAGCGAUUAAUUCCUUUUCAGAUCCUGAAAGCGUCUUUUUCGUAUUACACAAGCCAUAUAUACGUUUCGAUUUGUCCCAUCUGGCUACAUUUCCUACAAUUAUGAAUUGGCAGACAGUUGAAGAUCAAUAUCUCAGAGACAACAAAUUUUUCGCGCAGAUAGUCGGUGUGUGGCCACGUCAGGGAAGAUUCACUAAAUUUUCUAUACGAAUUUUCAUAUUUGUUUUAGUCAUUGUUGCCCUUGCAAGCCAGGUAUCUCGUGUAAUAGUAUUUUAUAAUAUAGACACGCUGAUGGAUGAGGUGGUGUAUCUGGUUAUAAGUAUAACAAUUUUAAUUAAACAGUACAAUUACAUCCUGAAUGAGAAGAAGUUCGAAGAACUUUUAAGCGAAAUCGUGUUCGAUCAUCUGAUGGAACGACCGAAAGGAGAGCUGAAAAUUUUGGACACGUACUAUAGGAAGGCGAUAAUAUUUUCUUCUAUAUAUAAAGCCAGUAUAUCUACAUCAGCGUUCAUGUUUAUCCUUAUACCGGCCAUACCACCAAUUCUGAACAUCAUAGCGCCUCUGAACGAGUCACGUGGCCGCGAAUUCGUCUACCCAGCUUAUUAUUUCGUUGAUGAACAGCGAUAUUAUUAUCCUAUACUAGCGAAUAUGAUAGUAGGAUCACUAGUACUUGCUGCCGUAUAUAUCGCCUGUGAUAUCAAUUUGAUAUAUCUCAUACAUCAUGGAUGUGCUUUGUUGGCCAUCAGCGGAUACGUGGAGAAAAUCGACGCUUGUUAUGUGCGGUACUUUUUCCUACUCUUGGGCCUGAUAAUCGUAGCAUUUACAUCCACUUUCGUUAGGGUAGGUCAGUGCGGUAACAAAAACUUAAUUGCACAGUUUUAA
This is a messenger RNA of Heterotrigona itama, 1206 nucleotides long. The record is from the annotation of a GenBank genome assembly. Lineage: Eukaryota; Metazoa; Arthropoda; Insecta; Hymenoptera; Apidae.